Eufriesea mexicana is the source of this 2598-nucleotide messenger RNA. It is a transcript of the gene nuf, whose product is annotated as rab11 family-interacting protein nuf. Bases 529 to 2064 code for a protein of 511 amino acids. Gene Ontology annotation, cellular component: midbody; endocytic vesicle; recycling endosome membrane. Gene Ontology annotation, biological process: endocytic recycling; regulation of cytokinesis. The record is from RefSeq and is a predicted model, not a curated record. Lineage: Eukaryota; Metazoa; Arthropoda; Insecta; Hymenoptera; Apidae. The transcript is spliced from 10 exons.
CGUUUCGUUCGUUUUCGUGUUACGAUUCGGUUGUGCUUUCGUUUAGUUUGCUCGCGAUUGCCAUAAGACUGUUGUGUUCAUGUAUCUGUUGCUUCGAAUUCGAUGCUGUGAAUUUAACUACGUGUUUUCGCGGGCAUACCUGUCUGCAUCAAGGAUACUUACUGUGACGGUUUUCUGUGUGCGUCUAUUAGCUGAACAUGGCUUAGUGUAUACAGGUGUUUACUUCAGGUGACAGCUAGAAAGGUGCAUCUGCCUCGGAUUUUUCAUUUUCUUAUGUUCUAUACGUUCCGCAGUCAAGCGUUCGUAAUUAACUUGUUCACUCCAUUGCGACCGAUUAUUCGAAGCAAAGGAACUUCGUCUCAUACAUCAGUGAACAUAAUUUCUCUGCAGUUUUUUGGAAUUACCUAUCGUUCAAUUCAAGUAACGACCGGUUCUACCGGCGAGGCAGUCAGUGAUCGAAAGAGUUCGGGCAUCCCUCGGUUCUUCUUGAUCAUCGAGCUUCGGCUCCAAUCUGGACGAUAACGAAGGAUGGUAAGCUCCCGUUCGCCUGGUGUAACUGUCUCACCAGCUAACAGCGUGGCUACAUCACGUGUCGUCGUGUCUGACAGUGACGUAGCUCGUGAUGGUGACGCCAUCUUACCGAGCACCCGCCAAUCAUAUCGCGUGGAGGAUGAGGGUGGUCAUGUAAACGGAGCUCCUAGUGCUGUCGAAUGGAGCCAAAGCGGUCCGCCCUCGCUUUCUAUGUCGGUCGACCUGCAUAACCUGGUCAAUCCAAAUCUCCAAGACUCCGGGCAUUAUUCUGCUAGUCCUGAACACGCCGAUGCUACCGUGCCACCUAACGUUAAGUCUGCCAAAAAUCACGACGAAGAAGAGAGUUACGAAGCGUUUGGAUCUGUCGAAGGUGAUGCUGAUGACGGGGUGGAAUCACCAGGUGGUAGCAGUUCUGCACCUUCACCUACGGGUACCAAUUCUCACAAAAAUCCAAGAAGCCCUAAUUCAACCAUAGGAAGGCAUUCUUGGCUACGAACGUCACUUAGGCGAACACCUCCGUGUUCCGGAAGGAAGAGACUUAGUUCCAAUGCAUUAGCAAGUCAACUUUACCGAAGCGGCAGCUUUAAUAGCUCUGGUAGAGGCUCCAACUGUGAUCCCGCGGACGAUAUGUACAGCGAUGUCUCCCUCGAGGAUGAUGUCAUUGAUCUCAAUCAUAGAGUUCAAAUGAUUCAAGAACAAAUGCAUGCUUUAGUAGAUACCCAAUCGGUUGGGGAAGAACGGUACGCUAGAGCAAAGCAGGAAAAUGCCAUGUUGCAGGCAAGAAUAUUAAUGUUAGAAGAAGCUGCCAAAGAUGCUGAAACUCGCGCCGAAGAAAGGCUUCAGGCGGAACAACGAAGACAUAGAGAGUGGGCAAGUCGUUUAGAACGUGAACGGCAGUUGCAAUUAGAAAAUUAUGCCAUCAAAUUACAAGCGAUAGAAUUAGAAGGAACUAAUUUAAGGGAUGAAAUGGCUAGGUUACGCGAGCAAUUCGACAAAGUAAAAGCAGAAAAAAGUCGACUAGAAAAUGACCUUGAAGAGGCUAGAAGAGAAAUAGAUACUGCACGCGAAAGUGAGCACCAAGCGAUAAGUCGAGCUAAUGAAGCUGACUAUCAACUUGAAGCUGUUAGAGAAGAACUCUCAAUGAAAAUCGAGGAUCAACAAAAAAUAGAGGAAUUAAUGCAGCAAGUGGCACAACUUCGUGCUCGUAAUGAAAGUUUAGAGGAAUCGCGAGAUGAACUACAAGCUGCAGCGGCUCUGCAGGCAGGCCGUGAACUUUUAAUGUUAAACCCCUGUAAUAAUUCUGCUGAAAAAGGACCUAGUCUCGCUGUAGAACUGUUGGCUGGAAUAAAUCAAGAUCAAAUGGAUGGUCAACUUCCUGGAGAAAAUGGUGAACCCUGUAGUAUAUCUGAAAUAAAACAAGCUUUAAAGGAGCAACAAGAAGUUAAUACGCAAUUAAGGGCAUACAUGGAUGCAGUCUUAUUGAACAUAGUUGAGAAUUAUCCCCAGUUGUUAGAAGUGAAACAAACUCAUUGAACUAUUACAUAAAUAGUCAGUUAUUGAAUUUAAUGUUAAUUGUUUGAGGCAGUUGUACAUUACUUUGUUGAAAUUCUUUAUUAUUUAUAGAUUUAUAUAUGAGCAAUUUUGUCAUAGCUGUAAACAAGUACCAUAUGGGAAAGCAAUUUCCGUCCAUGUGAACUUAAAAUUUUAUUAGCGUGUUAUAAUUGUUGAAUUUAAAAUUUUCACUGCCAUUGUUACUACUCCGGUUGUACGUUUUUAAUGCAAAAGGCAGUGAACAAGUGGAAAAACUAAAAUAAGUAGUUAAACACGUAUGAAAAAUUUAAUCAAAAAAUUACUAUAUGCUCUACAUCGCUCGAAUUUUAAAAUUGGAGGCCUUAUAAUGUUGCCUUCGUAGAAAUGGCAUAAAACUAUUUUUGAACACUGAGGAAUAGUUAAUGCAUAACAUAAUGUAUAAUGUAUUAUACAUAAAAUCAUCAAGUUUUCUCCUUAUAAGAUAAAUCAAUAAAAAAAAGUUUAAAGACUCUUAGUAAAUGUUCAGAUAUAUAAGCA